Molecule: messenger RNA, 3677 nt
Organism: Monopterus albus (swamp eel)
Lineage: Eukaryota; Metazoa; Chordata; Actinopteri; Synbranchiformes; Synbranchidae
Gene: akap17a
Product: A kinase (PRKA) anchor protein 17A
Exons: 8
Coding region: 276-2276 (666 amino acids)
Source: RefSeq, a predicted model, not a curated record
GGCUGAUACCGGGAGACUGGUGCACGUUGUUUCUUUUUAAGGUCAAAGUUCACAGCAUGCGGAAGUGACUAAAUACAUCCAUGGAUCAAGUUCUUUCUCUGCAGUUUGGCUCUCUUUAAAUCAGUAUAGUAAUUUUUUUACCAGCAGGCUAGCAGUUAGGUGGGUAUCGGUUAAAUUUACUGUGAUAGCUGACUUUAGUAUGACGUUAUGUGGAAGUACUCACACGGUCGUUAAAAGCUAAAACCCCAAUAGAGCUUCUCAGCCUGUCUGCAGUAAUGACCACCAUUGUUCAUGAUACUACAGAGGCAGUGUGCCUCUCCGCUGAGUACAACUUGUACCUGAAGCCCAUUGCCAAAAUGACCAUCAGUGUUGCGCUGCCCCAGCUCAAGCUGCCAGGCAAGAGCAUCUCCAAUUGGGAAGUAAUGGAGAGAGUUAAGACAAUGGUAGCUCCAGAGCAAUUUUCAGCCCUGCGCAUCUCCAAAAGCACUAUGGAUUUCAUCCGCUUUGAGGGGGAGGUGGAAAACAAGAUGGUGGUUAAAAACUUGCUAAGCCGUCUGGAUGGGAAGAGCAUCAAACUCAGUGGAUUUACUGAUGUAUUGAAGGGCUACAUGAAUGAGACUCUGCCAGGAGAGCGGCCUGACACUAUCCGCCUAGAGGGGCUUCCUUGCCGCUGGUUCAGCCAGAAGGACAGCCAGUACCCUGACCGGCCAUCUGAAGAAGUCCUUACUGCUGUCUUCCAGAGCUUUGGCAAGGUGCGAAAUGUUGACAUCCCUAUGUUGGACCCAUACAGAGAAGAAAUGCUGGACAGGAACUUUAGUACUUUCAGUUUUGGGGGUCAUCUGAACUUUGAGGCUUAUGUCCAGUACCAGGAGUACUGUGGUUUCACCAAGGCCAUAGACACUCUGCGCGGCAUGAAGCUGAUGCUCAAAGGAGAUGAUGGAAAAGCAGUGGCCUGCAACAUUAAGGUGAUGUUUGACACUAGCAAGCACAUGAGUGACUCAGCUCUGAAGAGGAGGAGCCUGGAGAGAAUGAAGUUGCAGGAGCUGGAGAGGCAGAGAGAGGAGCAGAAACGACGGGAGAAGGAAGAGGAAGAGCGCCGCAAGGAGGAAGAGAGGAAACAGAAGGAGCACGAAGAGGAGGAGAAGGAGAGAAAAAAGGAGGAGAGGCUGCAGAAGCGAGAGCAAAAGCUUCGGAAGAGAGAAGAAAGGAAGAACCUGAAGAGGGUGAGGCGACAGCAGGAGGAGGAACAGAAGAAGCUGCAGAUGAAGAUCGCCAUGGAGGAGAGGAGGCUGCUGCUGGCUCAGCGCAACCUUGAAUCUAUACGGCUCAUCGCUGAGCUGCUGGCCAGGGCCAAGACUCUGAAGCAGCAGCAAGAGGAGAAGGAGAGGGCUGAACGCGAGGAAAAGGAAAGGCAGGAGCAGGCUCGACAGAAGGAGGAAUUGGCCCGGCUUCAGCAGCUGGAGGUGUGCCGACGCAAGCAGGAGGAGGAGCUCCAGAGGGUGGAGGUGGAAAAGGAGCGAGCGCUGGAGCUCCAGCGCCGAGAGAAGGAGCUAAGAGAGAAACUCCUCUGCAACCUGCUGAAGAAGAGCAAUGGAAGAACUACAGAACCUCCAGACAUGCAGGACCAGGCUGGCUGCGUAACAACAGAGGAGGCCUCUGGUCCUGGUGGCAGUGACGUGAUGUCGGAGGUCCUGGGUCAGGUGAAUGGAUCUGUGGCAGCUGAGAGCAAAGAGAAGCAGGUGUCUAAAUCUAGUGUGCACUACCAAGUUUCAGGGAAAACAAGAGUCACAGACAGGAGAGGACCGGAUGACAGGAAGAAAGACCGGGAGGGAAGAAGGGAAGAGGUGGUGAAAAGCAGGCACAGCAGGCACAGCAGGGAUCGAGUGGGAGACCAGGACCACUCCCACAGAGAGAGGAGCUCCUACAGUGGGGGGAGGAAGAGGCGUUCCCACAGUUCCAACAGGAAGAGAAGGAGCUCCAGUCGUCAUAGGAGGAGCUCCAGACAUCACAGGAGGAGCUGCAGUCACCACGGCAGCAAGAGGCACAGCCAUAGCCACUGUAGCAGAAGCACGAGCUCGAGCAGAGACAGGAGCAGGAGCAGCAGCGGGAGGAGCUACAGCAGGGGUAGGAGCCGAAGACGCAGUCACCGAAGAUACAGCAGAGAUAGCUCCAGGAGCAGCAAUGUCAGCGGAGACAGGAAGAGUCACAGUCAUUACAGUCGAAGAUACAGGAGACACAGCAACAAUAGAGACAGGAGCCACUCCAGGCGACGCUAAGCUCACCAAUAUCAUCAGUUUAUUAAGUGAUAUAUACUUAAAGUGCAACAAGUUUUAGAAGAAAAACGGGUAUUUUGGUCCUUUAAUUAGGCAAUGUGACCAAAUGGCUGGAGAAAUGUUUGGUUUAGGAAAAAAAAAAAACUAAGAAGUCUAAUCAACACCACAGAAACAACUAAAGCAGCAUAUGUAUGUGAGAAACUUGGAAGUUGUUGUGGUAGAAAGUAAAAUUUAUCUUUGAAAUUUUAGGUAGUUCACAGUAAAGAUACUGUCAGCAGCUCUGACUUAACAAUAUGGGAGAAAAUAAACCUCAGCUUUACUGUUUGGUUUCACUAGACUAUACAAUAUGUGAAAGAUAAUGUAUCAGCAUUUGUACAGGGUACACUAAACCCCACCCUGAAAAUUAUAACAAGAAUAAACACAAUUGCGUCUUAAACUUAGGUUCAAAGUUAGUGAUCCACUAUACACCCUUAGCUUUGAUAUUUAUUUUAUUAGAAGUGAAGAAUGCUGCUGCUGCAUUUCAAAUGUGAAGCUUCCACAGACUAAAAUACAUACUCCUGUUUUUAGACCAACUGAUAGAUCUGCUAGUUUCAUUUUCAUGUGUUAGCUUCUAAAAUAUUUCUUGGAAUACUGCUACAGGUUUGGCUGUGUUGCUUUUAAGCUGCUCAGUUAAACAUGUGACUGAAUUCUACAACAAGAGGCAGCAUGUUUGAUCAUAGUUUUAAUUAAGAAAGGGUUGUUUAUUUUAUAUUUCUUUCUCUUUUUUUAUUUGAGUACUUGAAUUCUGUGGGAAUGCAUCCAAUAUACUGUCCCCCCCCAAAAGUUACUCAGUGCUCAAAGCUUUGCUAACAAUCCCACAAUGUGGUGCCUUUUAUGGAUUCCACCACUGAAGACAAGAUGAGACAACAUGAUAAGUAAUCUUGUUUACUUCUCACUACUGGUUAAACCAUAUAUAUAUAUAUAUAAAUAUAUAUAUGUAUAUGUAGUGAGAGUGAUUUCUGACAGAGCCAGGAUGUUUGAAUUCAUGAUGACAUUGAUUCUGACUCAGUAGCCAGUACACUCCCUUUUUCCCUGACCAUAUGCAAGUGAUGGAUUUCAGAGCGGUCCAGUUUCUUCAAGAGCGUCAGAAGUCAGGAAUAACGUCUAAUAUUUGUUUAGCUAACAAACACAGUACCAAGUUAAAAAAAAUAGGAGGUUAGCCUGUUUUCAGGCUCACGUUGUAGUACCGGAAACAUUUUUAGCCUUGCUAGUUAUUGUACGGACUGUUUUUGUAACUGAAUUAGAGUAAGGGGGGAAGUUGGUCACACUUUUGUUUAUGCUUCUUUUUUUGAUGUUGUUACUUGUAAUGGCAAGCCACAUUUGAUGUCUUGCAUACACAUCUACAAUAAAAAUCCAUGAUAGGAA